Messenger RNA from Acipenser ruthenus (sterlet), 2204 nucleotides. RefSeq names its product transmembrane protein 129, E3 ubiquitin protein ligase (gene tmem129). The record is from RefSeq and is a predicted model, not a curated record. Gene Ontology annotation, biological process: protein ubiquitination. Gene Ontology annotation, molecular function: ubiquitin protein ligase activity. Bases 88 to 1203 code for a protein of 371 amino acids. Lineage: Eukaryota; Metazoa; Chordata; Actinopteri; Acipenseriformes; Acipenseridae. The transcript has 4 exons. Gene Ontology annotation, cellular component: membrane; endoplasmic reticulum.
UACGGCACUGUAUCAACCGACACUUCAACUUCGUGGUUUAACAAAACUGUAUUUCCCAUGAUGCCGUGUUAUUAGGAAGUGGGUGGCAUGUUGUGUGUCAGAGGUACGGCGAACAUGGAGAGACCAGAAGUUACUUUCACGUUAGCAUACGUUGUAUUUGUCGUUUGUUUUGUCUUCACUCCUAACGAAUUUAGGUCUGCUGGGGUGACAGUGCAGAACUUGCUUUCGGGAUGGUUAGGCAGCGAAGAUUUAAGUUUUAUUCACUAUCAAAUCAAGAGAACGAGCGCUACGGCACUUGUUCAUUCUAUACUGCCGCUUGGCUAUUACAUAGGAAUGUGCUUUGCAGCUCCAGAUAAAAACCUGUACUUUGUCCACAUUGCAAGUGAAGGAUGGAAACUUUUUUUUGCGGCUGCAGUCGCAUUGCCAGUGUUGAGCAGCAUAUUGGUGUUCUACUGGUCCUGUAACAAAUGGGGAAACCAUCCCAUAGCCAGGACUCUGGCAGACCAUGCCUUGCCUCAGUCAGGCUGGAGGGCUGUGGCAUCUUCCAUCAACACAGAGUUCCGGCGGAUUGAUAAGUUUGCCACCGGUCCCCCAGGUGCCAGGGUGGUUGUCACAGACACUUGGGUGAUAAAGGUGCUGACAUAUCGUGUGCAUGUUGCCCAGCAACAGGACAUACACUUGACAGUGACUGCCUCCAAGCAGCACGAGCUGUCCCCAGAUUCCAACACUCCAGUGCAGUUCCUGACCAUCAGCGUGGCCAGCGUCAACCCCCGUGUCCAGCCUUUUGAUAUCAGGUUGAAUUCUGCAGAGUACGGUGAGCUGCGUGAGAAGCUCCAUGCUCCCAUUCGGAAUGCUGCCAAUGUCGUCAUCCACCAGAGCCUUAGCGAUCUGUUCCUGGAAACAUUUAAGUCCCACGUGGAAAUGAACACACGGUACUCCCUUCCCAGGGGUCAGGAGCUGGAGACGUGCAUUGGUUGCAUGCAGGUCAUGGCCAACAUGAAGCUGGUGAAGGUGUGCCAGGAUGCCAGCGAGGGGGAGUGCCAGCAGUGCUACUGCCGCCCCAUGUGGUGCCUGACUUGCAUGGGCAAGUGGUUCGCCAGUCGACAAGAUCAGCAGCACCCAGAGACCUGGCUGUCCAGCAGAGUCCCCUGCCCCACCUGCCGGGCCAAAUUCUGCAUCCUGGACAUCUGUGUCAUACACUAAAAACGACUGUUUUUUUAUUUUAACAUCUUUCAGGAAUUUUGAUAAUUUUGAUAACCAGGUGCAUUUUGGAAAUCGCCCUAAUCAUCCCGUGAUACACUGUUGUUUAGGGUGAUGCUGUAACUCUGCAAUCAUAUGAUGCUGGUAUGGUACAUUGUUCUGCCGUGCGUCAGGAAUCAUUUGCAUCUCUCUGCUUGUUUAAAGUCCACUGUAAUAAUGCAAUUGUUAAUUUUCACAAAACUUGCUGUUGGAAAUGCAGUUGUGUAUUGAAGAGAGAGAGGGGGGAACUGCUGUUUAGACUGCCAGCAUUUCUCCUAGGUAUUUUCUCUUUCUUUCUUUUGCAGUUUGGCUAUAAGUAUAGUAGUACACAGUUAAGUAAAAUGAUAUUUUAUAUAAUUAGUUUGUUUAUUUUAUUAACCUUUAGUGCUAUUUCGGAUUUACUUAAGAGUGCAUUUAAUACAUAACUAAAUAAACAAUAUGUAUUCAAUUGAGGUCAAACUGACAUUGGUUUCAGUGGGGUAACUAGAGCACUUUUGAUGUUCAUAAUGUGCAGUUUGUUGUGUUUCCAUAAAUGUAAUUUUCCAUUUAAAUGUAAUUCUCAACAUAGCUCCUUAGGAAAGGGGAUCAUAAAUCACGAUACAAAUUUAGAUCAAUAAUGGCCUUUCCUCCUUUUCUGUUAUUUUAAUGGAAGUUUGCAAGUUCAGGAAAUCUUAAAAACUUGCAAAAACAAAGUAUUUAAUUGCUGGACUGUAAUCUUUUAUUUAUAUAUAUAUAUAUAAAACAUGAUAUAUAACAUGGUACAUGUAUAUGUUGAUGGUUUUCUCUUUAGGCGUUGAUUACUUGCUGUUCUGCUUUUUCAUGCGCUGAAACAAGGUAAUAAACACAAUUCAUGCAAUUAGACAGAAUCCUGUUUUCAUACCGAAAGAUGAAUCUGAAGUUUAUUGACUCUUGAGUAAAGCCCACUGGCUUCUUGUGUUUAAUAGCAUCUGUGUUGUAGCAUAGGG